This is a messenger RNA of Penicillium lagena, 1878 nucleotides long. RefSeq lists its product as uncharacterized. NCBI's taxonomy places the organism in Eukaryota, Fungi, Ascomycota, Eurotiomycetes, Eurotiales, Aspergillaceae. The record is from RefSeq and is a predicted model, not a curated record. The coding region runs from base 1 to 1878 and encodes 625 amino acids. Gene Ontology annotation, molecular function: alpha-L-arabinofuranosidase activity. The transcript is spliced from 3 exons. Gene Ontology annotation, biological process: L-arabinose metabolic process.
AUGAUUAUUUCUUCUGUUUUGUAUUUCGCUGCCAGUGCGGUGGCAUUAACACUCGACGUCGCUUCGUCUGGUGGCAAUCAGUCAAGUUCCCUCCUGUAUGGGCUUCUAUAUGAGGAUAUUUACCACUCCGGCGAUGGCGGUCUCUACGGGGAGAUGCUCCGGAACCGAGCUUUCCAAGGAUCGUCGUCCAAUGGAGCUGCCAGUCUGGCACGCAACACUGAUUAUUGGCAUCCCCUUGGAGGUGUCUCACUGGUCAUUGACGCAUCCUCUCCCAUUAUUUCGUCCAGCCUGCCGUACCAGAUGCGAAUGGACGUCCCCGCAGGGACCACAGGGACUGUAGGAUUCUAUAAUGAAGGCUUCUGGGGGUUCAACGUGGACGCUACCAAGCGUUACAUCGCUAGUCUUUACAUGCGGGGCAGUUAUUCCGGCACUGUCAACUGCUACUUCCAUAGCAACAAUACUGGACAGAACCUCGGAUCGACGAGCAUGAGUAUCGAUCAGACGUCGUCUGCGGGAUGGGUACAGAGCUACUCCGCGACAUUCCAGCCGAGCCAGACUGGCUCCGACGGCAACAAUACGUUUUAUUUCACGUUUGAUGGGUCGAAGCUCGCUGGGCAAAGCGUAUAUUUCAACGUUCUGAGCUUGUUUAAGCAGACGUUCGAUAACCGAUUCAAUGGCGUGCGCGAGGACCUGGCCAGCGCGUUACUCAACAUGAGCACGAAAUACAUCCGACUACCCGGCGGGAAUAAUAUGGAGGGUAAAAGCUCCCCUUAUGAAUGGAAAUGGAACGAAACAAUAGGUUCUCUUACGGAUCGUCCGGGACGCCCAGGUACUUGGGGUGAUAUUAAUACCGAUGGAUUUGGCCUUCUGGAGAUGAUGCAGAUGGCACAAGAUCUGGGUCUUGAGGUGAUUCUAGGCGUCUGGGCUGGACUUUACCUGGACGGCGAGGUCAUAUCCGAGGCCAACUUACAGCCAUAUGUGGAUUCCGUCAUGAAUGAGUUGGACUGCUCUGGGAUUUCCCCCCCUUUCACGCUCAAAUGGAUUGAGAUUGGCAAUGAGGACUUUCUCAGCGGUGGAACAAACUCCUACUAUGCAUACCGAUUUAUGGCUUUCUACAAUGCCAUCCACUCAGUAUAUCCAUCCAUCAAUCUUGUCUCAACCAUCAACCCAAACCCAGUGACAUCCAACGGCAGCUCGCUAGACCUUCAUAUCUAUGGCAACGAGAACUAUUUUGUUUCACUUUUCAACACAUUCGACCAAGCUAGCCGCAAUUAUCCCGUCUUCGUCAAUGAGUACGCAGCAACCAAUACUGGCUCGAACAACAAGGGCCAGGUGGGUGCCCAGACUCUGGGCAUGUCCUGUGCGGAGGCCAUCUUCCUCUUAGGCUGCGAAAGGAACUCAGAUGUCAUCGUCGGCUCUGCCUAUGGUGCCUUGAUCAAGAACUACAAUGAAGCGCCCGACACAGUGGCCGUGAUAAAACACACUGCAACCGAGAUCCUUUACACCAUCAGCUACUACGUCCAAAAGCUUUUCGCGGACCAUAUGGGUACACGGACUCUACCCGUUACCGCCACGAAUGGAGGAUUUGGCCCCGUCUACUGGUCCGCAACAGCAAACAGUUCUUCCACUAUCCUCAAGCUCGUUAAUUAUAACGGGGGAACCGGUUCGUCCAACGCUGUGCAGGUCAACGUCAAAGGUUCGUCGAAAACCACUGCAACUCUGAUCACCUUGACUGCCCCAAGUUCCACGAGUGUCAACAAUUUGCCGUCACUGGGAGGUGAAAGCAGUACUAUCACCACCACAACCUUGUCUGGGUCUGCUGGCAGCUUCUCCGUCAGUUUUAGCAAUUCUUAUGAGAUUGCUAUCUUGGUCGUCUAA